This is a messenger RNA of Cicer arietinum (chickpea), 7184 nucleotides long. Its product is annotated as protein SWOLLEN 1-like. NCBI's taxonomy places the organism in Eukaryota, Viridiplantae, Streptophyta, Magnoliopsida, Fabales, Fabaceae. The record is from RefSeq and is a predicted model, not a curated record.
AUAAAUUAAAUCCACUCGAAAAGUAUCACCCUCUCUUUUCGUCUCUCAAGUAACUCGCUGUCAUUUCUACUUUUCUCUCUCUAACUACUCCAUCUACCCGCCUUUCCCUUUCCUCACCGGAACCCUAAUUCCAUCCACCGGAAAUCAAAUUCACCGUAGAUGAUUGGAGAAUAGGUGAGAUCAAAAGGAGCUGGAUUUCCUCGCCGAAUGGAGGGAGGUAGCGUCUCUAGACUUUAUUAUUCUGGGAUACACCCAUGGAUUAUGAUGACAAUGAUUUUCAAAGCCAGAAUCUCCAUUUAGCUGGUGAAGGGAGCACCAAAUUUCCUCCAGUAGUAAGGCCUUAUGCUCUCCCCAAGUUUGAUUUUGAUGAAAGCCUUCAUGGUCAUUUAAGGUUUGACAGUUUGGUUGAGACUGAAGUUUUCCUUGGCAUUGAAAGUAACGAAGAUAAUCAGUGGAUUGACGCAUACUCCCGUGGAAGUAGUGACAUAGAGUUCAAUUCAACUGCAGCUGAAACUUGCUCUAUAUCAAGGCAUAAUAAUGUUUGGUCUGAGGCGGCUUCCUCGGAAUCUGUUGAAAUGUUAUUAAAAUCUGUUGGACAGGAGGAGUUUAUCCCUAGAGAAUCUGUUAUACAGGAAUCAGAUGCCUGUGAUGAACUUGCAUGCUUAGCCAAACAAAUGGAUCGCAAUCCAAAACGUGAAGAAAAAAUUGAGUUUAAAGCCAAUGUUACUGAUAUACAGCCGCCACCUAGCUGUUUUCAUGAAAACUUGUCCGGAUCAAAAGAGAAUGUAGAAAUGGAGCAAUCUCCGACUGGAGUUUCCAGAGAUCGAGAAGGUGAGUUAUCCACAGAUAGAAAUUUUAAUAGUCUGCAACCACCUGAUAUGCAUUGUCACAUUGAUUUGCCUGAGUCUGGGGAGAUUCUCUUUAUUGAUGAUAAAUAUGAUGAUACAAACCAAAGAAAAGUUGAGACUCCAUCUGAUGCUUCUCUUCAUGAAAACACUAAUGAUAACUCAUCUGCUUUUGUGGCGAUGACUAACAUGAAUGAAGCUCCUACAGAGAAUAUCCCUUCUACUUGUGAAGCCUUAAAAAUUCAAAUUGUGCAAAAUCAAAUAGUUGGUAUGGGCGACGACAACCAAAGUUCUUUACAAACACAAACUAGUAAGCGGGAUUUGGAGUCUUCCGCGAACAACCAAGGUUCUAAUGUUGGCACUCAGACUUUAGAUGUGAAAGCAGUUGAGGGGGGUGAAGCAAAUCAUUCUGAUAAACCACUUUGUGUAAUCCAUAUGGAAGUAGCUUUGGAAGGUGAGAGUGUAGUUGAAGGCCUUGCGACUGGGAUAAGCAGUUUAGAGAAAUCCUUGAACACUGUAUCUAAUGAUAUUUCCAAUCUGCAGAAAACAGAAAGAGGAAGUAAAGAUACAUGUUUUAGAGAUUUAUCCCAGAGAAAUGCAAGUAAAGAUGCAUUAAUGAUUAAAGAUCCUUUGACGGAUGAUCCAUCUGCAGUAUAUUCAAGUAACGUUCCAAAGAUUGCAAUUAAAGAUGAUUCUAGUUCUGUGGGGGAAGAUGCAUGUUUUAGAGAUUUAUCCCAAGGAAAUGCAAAUAAAGAUGCUUUAUUGAUUAACGGUCCUCUGGCGGAUGAUCAAUCUGCACUAAAUACGGGUGAUGUACCAAAGAUUGCUAUAAAAGAUGAUUCUAGUUCUGAGGGGCAUAAAGUUGUGGUCAGUAACUCUGAUUGUGGAACUUGUCCUAAUUAUCAGUUGAACGCGGUUACGAUUGAGAAGACAUUUGGUGAGAGCUGUGUUUCUAAGGAAAAGGAGUUGCUAAACAUUGGUAAUCAGAUGGAUACAGAGGUAUUGUUAAGUAAGUCAGAGGCAUCUAUGUUUGCUGUGGUGGACAAAAACACUUAUGCGGUUAGUGAAGGAAAUAGUGAUAACAGAGCAAUAAGUUUUUUCAGUUUCAAUACAGUGGUUUCUACGAAGUCUUGCAUUUUGGGCGAGACAACUCAAGUAUGUGAAAAUAACAAAUCUGACAGGCAGGGUGACCAUAACAAAUUUUGUCAAGACAUUUCUGUCAUUGACCAAGGGAGUGAAAAAGCUCCUUUUGAUUCGAGCACAAUUCAUUGUGAUGUUGAUCAAUACCAUCCGGGUGACAGGGGAGUCUGUUCAUCAUCUCUCGGUGCAGGUAGCAUGGAAACUAAGUUGACGACCUCCACAGUAUCAGCUGAUGUCAUGCCGGUCAGUAGUUCAGUUACAGAUCACCGUGAGUUUAAAAGGAUUAAACAUGUUGGGUCUGCUUCUGUUGAUGAAAAGGAAGACUUUGAAGCCAAAAUAGCUGAAGAAGAAGGCAUUUCUCUUCCUCUUGGGUCUUCCGAACAGGAAGUUGAUCCAUGUCCAAUUGUUGGAACUGAAAAUAAAAAAAAUUCCGACAAUACUAGACACAUAUUAUGUGAGACAGACACCAUUCGUCUGCAUAAUCUGGACACUACUGCUACUGAAAAGAUUGGUGAACCUCAAGAAACACAAAGUGGUAAGGUUGAUCACAAGUGCACAAAAGCGGCUGGUGUGGUUGCUGUUCUAUGUGAAUCAAUAGAGAAACAGGGUGAUAAAGUCACUGUUUCUUUUAUUAAGGAUGAUAAGGAGGCAAUACAAGAGCAUCAAGACAAGCCAUACUCAAAUUUAUCCGGUUCCAUAUCAUCUUCUUUUCCAGAUUCUCAAAAUGCGUUGCAUGAGACUGGAGGUUGUCCUGCCAAUCCUUCCUAUGAUAACUGUGGAUCAUCUGUUACAUUUGGAAGCCCUCUUGAAGCCGAGAAGGGUGUUAAUAAAGUUAAGCCUGCCGCUAAUCUGAAUCCUCCAGUUUUUGAGUUCAUGAAUAAAGAUGCAACAAACACAUCCUCUUCUGAUCAUGAUCACAAGGGGAAUGAUGUAUCUAAAGAUGGGAGAAGCUUAGCUCCUGAGGUAGAUCUAGUGGCAAAUUCGUCCAAAAAAGACAUUACAGAUUUGACCCCAAUAGGAGCAAAUGCUGUUGAGAGGGGUCCCUUUCCUGCUGUUUCAACCAACAAAGAAUCAAUGGUUUUGGCAGAAUCUCCACUGGCUUCUGAAUUAGGCACUCCCAAACCAAAAGUAGCUGGACAUGUAUCUCACGGAAGUCCACAAAUACCUGAUGCUGAUUUAACACAAAGUGUCUCUAAAGGUACACCUGAACGCAAAACUAGGCGAGCACCUAAUAAGACCGCCGGAAAAGAAUCUUCUAGAAAAGGAAGUAAAGGAAAAACUCCAGCAAGACGUUCUGAAAAAGGGGAUAAAUCAACUAGUGUGUCUCAGAGCCCAUCACCUGGUUUCCAGCUGAUGCAAUCCAACAAGGCACAACAUUAUGGACAAAUUGAUUCCAUCAGUAGAAAGCCAUUUUCUCUUUUAAAUGCUUCAACAUCCAGCGUUCCAGAUUUGAACACUUCUGCUUCUCCGUCUGUUAUUUUUCAACAGCCUUUUAUGGAUGUUCAGCAAGUACAACUGCGUGCACAGAUAUUUGUCUAUGGGGCUUUGAUUCAAGGGAUAAUACCAGAGGAGGCCUAUAUGAUAUCAGCUUUUGGCGGUCCAGAUGGUGGACGGAACACUUGGGAGAAAACCUGGUCUUCCUGCAUGGAAAGGCAGCAUGUUAAACAAUCCCAUUCUAUUAACCCAGAAACACCACUGCAAUCACGAUCUGGUACCAGAACCCCUGAUUUGGCAUUUAAGCAAAGUGAACUGCAAGGAAAAGGUAUCUCUUCCCCUCUUGGCCCAGCCAGUUGCAAGGGUACUCCAACCAUUGUUAACUCUUUUAUUCCUCUGUCAUCUCCCCUUUGGAGUCUACCAACUCCCUCUUGUGGUUCCCUGCAAUCUAAUGCCCUUGCUAGAGGUUCUGCUCUGGAUUAUUCACAGGCACUUACUUCAUUGCAUCCUUAUCAAACUUCACCAUUGAGAAACUUUCUUGGGCAUAAUACAUCUCAGAUAUCCCAAUCCCCUCUUCGUGGACCAUGGAUUGCUUCUUCUACACCUGCACUCGGUAACAGUUCCUAUCUUUCUUCCUCACCUGGAGCCGAGACAAUUAAGUCCAGUUCAAUCAAAGGAACUUCUGUACCUUCUUCCUCUAGCAUAAAGAAUGUGCCACCUGGCCUGCCAGCUUCUAAUGUAGGUCUGCAAAGUGUAUUUUUGCCAACUACUCCUCUGUUUGAUACAAACAAUUCCACAGUAUCACGGGCUCAGCAUUCUUCAGAACCAAAGUCGAAAAAAAGGAAAAAGGUUACAGAGUCUGAGGAUCUUGGCCAGAAGGCUAUGCAUUUGCAGUCCCACCUAAUAUCAACUCCUGUUGUCAGCAGCCGUAUAUCUACUACAGUCACCACUGCAACCCCUGUUGGGAAUGUGCUAGUAACUCCUGUUGAUAAAUCCGUCGAGUCUGUAUCUCCUCUAUCUUUUGCUGAUCGCCUCAAAAGUGGCUGGAAUGUUGAGAAGAGGAAUAUGUCAGAUGAGUCUCUUACAAAUAUUGAGGAGGCAAGGAUAAGUGCUGAGGAAGCUUCUGCUCUCUCUGCUGCUGCUGUGAAUCAUAGCAUGGAGAUAUGGAAACAAUUGGAUAAGCAAAAAAAUUCUGGAUUGGUGUCAGAUAUUGAGGCCAAAUUAGCUUCUGCAGCAGUUGCAGUUGCAGCAGCUGCUGCUGUUGCAAAGGCAGCGGCUGCAGCUGCCAAUAUUGCGUCAAAUGCUGCACUGCAAGCAAAACUGAUGGCUGAUGAAGCAUUGAUAUUUUCUGGCCAUGAGAGUUCUUGCCAAAUUUAUAUUUCUGAGGGUAUGAGUAACUUGGGGAAAGCAACCCCUGCUUCCAUCUUGAAGGGUGCCAGUGGAACCAAUAAUUCUAGUUCUAUUAUUGGCGCUGCAAAGGAGGCUUCAAGAAGAAGAGUAGAAGCUGCUUCAUAUGCCAGAAAACGUGCUGAAAAUAUGGAUGCUAUUGUGAAGGCUGCUGAGCUGGCAGCAGAGGCCGUUUCACAAGCUGGAAAGAUUGUUACUAUGGGCGAUCCUUUGCCGUUAAGCAACUUGGUUGAAGCUGGUCCAGAGGGUUGUUGGAAAACAUUCCAAGAGUCUUCUCAGCAAGUUGGGUUAUUGAAAGGCAUGAGUAGAGGACCAAUGAAUGCUGACAAUGUUGGAGACAGACCAGAAACCUCUCAAAUAUCUGACAGAGAUAUAUCAUCCGAGGGAAUGGGGAAGCAGAUUGCUGCAAGCAAGGAGUCACCGUUUCAUAAGGUGCAUAAUGAGAUUUCACUGGACCAUAUGAGAUCCAUUGAUGACAUUUCCUCUAUUAUCAGCAUCAAUGAAAAUAGUUCAAAUGGAUCAAGGGGCCACAAGGUUUCUAAUUUAGUCAAUCUCAUUGACGCACUUCCUGCAUCUGGGACCAAAAUACAGGCUUCUUUAACUGUUGGUAAUGGAUCUGAAAAUCUGGAGGAGAAUAACAUCAAAGAAGGCUCACAUGUGGAGGUUUUUAAAGAUGGAAAAGGAUUUAAAGCAGCAUGGUUCACAGCCAAUGUAUUAAGUUUGAAAGAUGGUAAAGCAUAUGUAUGCUACAACAUGCUUGUAGCUGAUGAAGGGCCUUUAAAGGAAUGGGUUUCACUUGAAGGUGAGGGGGACAAACCCCCUAGAAUACGUGCUGCUCGUUCUCUUACAAGUUUUCAUAAUGAAGGGACAAGGAAGAGACCAAGAGCAGCGAUGGUAGAUUAUUGGUCCAUUGGGGAUAGAGUUGAUGCAUGGAUACAAGAAAGCUGGCAGGAAGGAGUUAUUACAGAUAAGAAGAAGAAAGAUAAAACAUUUACUGUUCACUUCCCAGCAAGUGGAGAAACAUCAGUUGUCGGAGCCUGGCAUCUCCGACCAUCCCUUGUUUGGAAUGAUGAUAAAUGGAUCGAGACUCCUAAGGUGGGAGUAAAUGACAGUCCCACCAAUGAGGGUGAUACACCACAUGAAAAACGACCAAAAUUAGGUAGUCAUGCACAAGAGUUAGUAAAAGGAAAAGGCAAGAUUUCAAAAAGUACUGGUGCUGUGGAAUCAACGAAUCCAAUUGAAUCGAGGUUACUUAAAUUGUCUGAAGAUGAUAAAGUGUUCAAUGUUGGUAAGAACAACAAGAAUGAAAUGAAACCAGAUGCACACAGAUUGGCUAGGUCUGGUCUUCAAAAAGAAGGACCAAGAGUGAUUUUCGGAGUUCCUAAACCAGGGAAGAAAAGGAAAUUUAUGGAAGUAAGCAAGCAUUAUGUUGCAGAUGGGAAAAGUAGGAAUGAUGAUGGAAAUGAUUCAGUUAAGCCUGCAAAUUCCACGAUACCUCAAGCUUCAGGAUCACGCGGAUGGAAAACUAGUUCAAUAAAAGAUACGAAGGAAAAACCAGGAGCUGAUUUCAAGCCCACUUCUAAGUCUGGAAAGCUACAGAGUGUUUUGGGUAGAGGGAUCCCAUCAAAACAAAAACCUUUGUCAAACUCUCAUACCAAUGAUUUAACAGGCCGUACAGAAAGGAUAAAGGAUUCUUCUAGUCAUUUCAACAAUGCAUCUCAGAGUGAGAAUCAGGUGGAAAGGGCAUCAUCCCAUUCUGAAACCACUGGAGCAAAACCAACCUUGUAUUCUUCACUGGCAUCUUCGACCGACUCUCAUCCCACUAAAAAGCCACUGACAUCAAGAGUAAGUAAAGGAAAACUUGCACCUGCUGGUGGGAGGUCUGGUAGGGUUGAGGUGGAAAAGAAGGCUGUGAAUGGAAAUUCAGCAAAAUCAACAUCUGAAGAAGUCCCUGAGCCUCGGAGAUCCAAUCGUAAAAUCCAGCCAACAUCAAGACUAUUGGAAGGAUUACAGAGCUCUUUAAUUAUCUCAAAGAUUCCUUCAGGUUCACAUGACAAAGGUCACAAAAACCAGAAUCGUAAUACUUCUAGGGGUAAUAACCAUGAUUGAAUGAAGGAUUUGCAAUGGGCACGGUUCAGUUGAAAGACCAACUGCAAUUGGAUGACCCACAUACUCUGCAUAAAUUUGUAAAUUAUAUAAUGUAAUAGGAAACAUAGCAAUGGAAAUUCUUGCUUCUUUGGGUUUAGGCAGACUAGUCUAGUAGCUGUUUAUAUUUUGAUUCAAUCUUAUGGCACUGUAGGUUGUAUGUGGAAUUUAUCAAUUAGUAACAUAAUACUUGGAUAUUAUUAACUUGUACAA